AUGGACAUUGACGACAUUCUUCGGGAAGUGGACCCGAUUUUCCAUGACAUCCCACAAGAACAGCGCGAUCUCCAAGAGCUGACCCGCGCCUGGGUCGCCGAAAGAUCCGCUCCAGAGCUGCUUCCCUGGCCCGCCAACGGGCUCUUCGAGCGCAUCAACGCCAACAUCAAGACGCAAAUCGAAAAAGUCGAAGAACUCACCGGCGACAUGGACCCCAAGACCAACUUCGCUCUAAUUGUCAUUCAGACCGAGCUCGAGCGCUAUCGCUACCUGGUGCGCAGCUACCUGCGUGCGCGCCUGGCCAAGAUCGACCGCCACGCGCUGCACUACCUGUCGACCGACGCCCUGCGCGCCCGCCUGUCCGACGCCGAGCUGGCAUACGCGACGCGCCAUCAGGCCCUGCUGCACAACCACUACCUGUCGUCGUUCCUGUCGUCGUUCCCCGCCAACCUGCAAAAUCUCAACGACUCGGCAGCUGGAAUCAGCAUGAUUGAGACGCCCGACCUCGAGUCGGCCGUGUUUAUCCGAUUGCUCAAGGACACGCCCGUCGAAGGCCGUGGGGUGGACGCCGACGGGGCCAUGGAUGGCCGGGAGAGCGAUAUUGUCAUCUUGAGGUGGUCGGAUGCGAAGCCGCUGGUGGAGGCGGGGAGCGCCGAGUUGGUUUGA
This is a messenger RNA of Parathielavia appendiculata, 666 nucleotides long. RefSeq names its product GINS complex, Sld5 component. The record is from RefSeq and is a predicted model, not a curated record. Bases 1 to 666 code for a protein of 221 amino acids. Gene Ontology annotation, biological process: double-strand break repair via break-induced replication; DNA-templated DNA replication. Gene Ontology annotation, cellular component: GINS complex. Lineage: Eukaryota; Fungi; Ascomycota; Sordariomycetes; Sordariales; Chaetomiaceae. The transcript has 2 exons.